Molecule: messenger RNA, 705 nt
Organism: Cladocopium goreaui
Lineage: Eukaryota; Dinophyceae; Suessiales; Symbiodiniaceae
Source: the annotation of a GenBank genome assembly
AUGAUGCGCUUCAGGUUGGACAGCUGGUGGUUUGGAGUUCCUCUGUUGACCAGAGGACCGCUGAUCGCCCUGCCCAUCGUGCUUGCUACCGAUUACCCAGCAGUGCAGACCGUGUGGGUGACGUUCAUUUUGCUGUGCUUUUUGGCGUGUCAGGCAUUGGCAUGGCCAUGGAAGGUGCCGCUGUUGAAUGCUUUGGAUUGCUGGAUGUCCUAUUGCAUCAUGAUUUUGGUGGCCGCUUCAGCUCUGUACUUGGAGCCCAUCAACAAAGAAGGAGUUGUGGCAGAUUUUGUGGACAAUUUCAACACCGGCAUCAUGGUGGUGAUCUUCUCAUCAAUUUCUUCGAUGAUCAUCAUGGCAGUGUGUGCCCUCUUCCACCGUGCAGCCAUGGGCGGCAACUCUGAGUAUGCGGUCUUCAACCUUGGCAGGACCCCAAAUCCUGACGUCCUGGCGCAGAAGAUGAAGGAAAUGGCGGAACUGCUGGGCCAAAUGGAGACGAAGGAGGUUGAGAAGGCAUUCGAUGCGCUGGCAGUCUUUGACACCAGGCGCAUCAUGAACUUUAUGACGAUGAUGUCCUCAGAAGUCCUUACUGGGCGCUCCGACUUGGCCUACGGAACCAGAGUCAGCUCCGCUUCCUUCCAGGCCAAGGCCAAGGCCACCAAGGAAGAGGUGAAACCGGCCGAGGGAGGGGCCACAGCGACUGUGUGA